AGUCUUCGUUUACGCUUUACAUAGUGGCCCUCUGGCACAAGGUUCCUGGGCAUCAUGGAAAAUAAAGAAGAGCAUACCCUAGUGCCUGGUGAGGAAGUGGCAGACGACGAGGGUUCGGAGGUAGACCCGCUCUCUGACCCCGAAGAAAGACGGGUCCUCUUUGCUGCCCUUGAUUCUUUCCGACAAUACCGCCAGGCUGCCCAUUACAACAUAACCCAUCUGAGACGCCAAUCUUUCUACUCCCUUCCCUCGGCUCACAUGGAACUACUAGCCUCUGAGUCAUUCAAUCUACCCAAGACACUCGAUGCUGUGGACGCAGCAAUUGACGCAAAUGCCGACAUUGCUGACACUGUUCUUGCCUUGGGUCUUGAUAUGUACGGACUGGAUCCUGAAUCAACCGAAUGGCGCGGAGCUGCGACCUCGCAAGACAUGGACAAAGUACGCUCCACCAUCCGCCAGUUGUAUCGCGAUUGGUCGGCUGAAGGUGCACGCGAACGAGAGGCAUGCUACAGACCCAUCUUGGCUGGUCUCAACAGAGCUUUUGAACAUGUCAGUCCGUCUAAGCGAUCAAACGUGAGCGUACUAGUCCCUGGUGCCGGACUGGGACGUCUGGCCUUUGAGAUAUGUAAUGCGGGAUACGCCAUGGAAGGGAACGAAAUAUCGUACCACCAGCUUCUCGUCAGCAAUUGGAUACUCAACUACACCUCAGGCCCAAAGUCACGCUCUAUCUUUCCCUGGGCACUUGGAUUUUCAAAUCACACACAUCGCUCUCAUCAAUUGCAAGAGAUACAGAUACCCGAUGUAUGGCCUGCUGAAGAGCUGGACAAGAGCUGCAAGACUCUGAGCUCAGAAUUGCAUGCUUACCAACGCAUGUCAAUGUCCUCUGGUGAUUUUUGUGUGCUUUACAAGGAAGAACGAUACAGAGCUGCCUUCGAUGCAGUCACCACAUGCUUCUUCGUGGACACGGCUCCCAACUUGAUCGCGUAUAUUGAGACCGUCAAACACUGUCUCAAACCAGGGGGCGUGUGGAUAAAUCUGGGUCCCCUCCUCUGGCAUUUCGAAGGUGGCUCGCCCGAAAAGCAAAAAAUCUCUUCCUCUUCCGAAACAGGCAGGGAAAAUCAAGACAGAAAUCAGGGCAUUGGCGAAUCGGGCUCUUUCGAGCUCGCCGACGAGGAAGUCGUCAAGUUGGUUGAAUAUUUUGGAUUCGAGGUCAUAGAGCACAACCCAGUGCACGGAGAAGCUGGUUACAUUCAAGAUCCGCGAAGUAUGCUGCAAAACACGUACAAGCCUAGCUUUUGGAUGGCCAGGAAGAUGUGAGUGGAGUGCAGGCUUUUCGUCAAUGUGGUUGCCAUUCUCUACAUAUAUUGGCCACUCGGAGGCGAUCCGCACAGUAACCAUUGUAAGAUAUGUACAUGACGUGUACCAUAAGGCAAGCCAUGUUUGAACCCGUUUCAGUGCCUCUCGUCCUUCGCAACACUCGACCUUCUGUCUGUGUACUGAGCUGCAAGACUGUUCAUAUCUGA
Aureobasidium subglaciale EXF-2481 is the source of this 1523-nucleotide messenger RNA. RefSeq lists its product as uncharacterized. Bases 55 to 1317 code for a protein of 420 amino acids. The transcript has 2 exons. The record is from RefSeq and is a predicted model, not a curated record. Gene Ontology annotation, molecular function: S-adenosylmethionine-dependent methyltransferase activity. Lineage: Eukaryota; Fungi; Ascomycota; Dothideomycetes; Dothideales; Saccotheciaceae.